Molecule: messenger RNA, 414 nt
Organism: Pyrus x bretschneideri (Chinese white pear)
Lineage: Eukaryota; Viridiplantae; Streptophyta; Magnoliopsida; Rosales; Rosaceae
Product: transcription factor GTE3, chloroplastic-like
Exons: 1
Coding region: 1-414 (137 amino acids)
Molecular function (GO): protein binding
Source: RefSeq, a predicted model, not a curated record
AUGGCUAGGUCGAAACAGCCCUUGUCGGUCACUUAUGGUAAGGAAUCGAAUUCCAAUUCCAAGAGGUUGUAUUUAGAAAAUGGGGAUUUGAUGAAGAAUUGCAGGCAAGUAUUAUCCAAGCUGAUGAAGCAGAAAUAUGCUAGGAUCUUUAACAAACCAGUUGAUGUAGUUGCGUUGGGCCUUCACGAUUACUACGACAUCAUUAAGAAACUGAUGGAUCUUGGCACUGUCAAAACCUAUCUCACCAAGGGUCUCUAUUUAACGCCUUUUGAUUUUGUAGCUGAUGUGAGAUUGACUUUCGAGAAUGCCAUGCGGUACAAGAAUGAGAUCCCAACAAAUGAAAUACAAAAAGAUCACAAAAAAUUGCUUGACAUUCCAUCUUCUUUCGAGGUGAAGAACUUGAUGAAAAUCUGA